AUGGCACCAAUCGCGACUUCAGAUCUGAAGUCUGAUUUACCGAGCACCAUGGUCGACCCGUCCGUGUUUCCUUCGCCAAAUGCGGACAAAGAACUGACGAGGCUAUGGAACUUGCACGGCGAACCUCACAGCACGAACUUCUCCAACCCAAGCUUGUCGAGCAUUGCUGCUUUGGUCCGGCACAAUGCGGCGACACAGCCACUGCAGGCGGCAUUCAUAUCCCCCGUAGACAACUCAUUCGAGGUGUUCAAUUGGUCUACGCUCCAGAAUCUUUGUUGCGAAGCAUCAGGAUAUUAUUCAGAGAAACUCCGGAAUGAGAUCGAACACGCCAAUCAGACCGGUCAGCAACCCACAGUCGCGCUGCUGGGAACUGGGACCUCGAUUGAUUACUUGGUCACACAAAUCGCCUUGAACAGUCUGCAUAUCCGGGUCCUUCUGCUCAGCAACAAGAACUCGCCCGCAACAAGAGAUCACCUUCUCCAGGUGUGCAACGCAGUCGCCAUCGUCGUUGACAAGGCGAACGGGGCAUCUCUUGGCGAGGGAGAGGCCUGUAGACUCUCGAUUGUCGAUCUGGCCAGCCUCGCUGACCUGCGCGAGAGUAGCCAGAAGGCCCCAAAGGAUAAGAUAGCGUUUGAAACGACUGACGAGUGGAACUUGCAAUCAAUGAUAAUUCACUCGUCGGGCUCCACGGGAAUGCCAAAGCCGAUCAUCCAUACCAACAGGAGUUUGUGUCAAAUCGCCAGGAUGUACAGAUUACUGCCAGAAUAUUUUAUAGAGAACUGGUAUCUCUGCUUUCCGCUUUUCCAUAUUGCAGGGCUAUCAAUUGUUUUGUCGGGCAUCCCGACAGGACUUCCGACGUCCCUUCCUCCUGCAAACUGGCCGCCAGCCCCGAGUUCCAUUCUCUCGGCGUGGAAAGCUCUGGAGGAGAUUGGUUACCCGGCUGACUGCCUCCAUUGCGCCCCCUCUGUUAUUGAGGACUUGUAUGAAUACAUAUCCCUGACCACCAAAGACUUCACACCUCUCACGCGGUUGAAGGUGUUGCAGCCAGGCGGGGCUCCCCUGUCUCCUGCGAUGCUGAAAAAGCUUCAAGCGCUUGGGGUAAAUGUGAAAACUACCUACGGGACUACCGAGAUAGGGCCGCCCCUUCGAACGAUACCACACACGAAAGACAAUCCUGACGUGUAUCGGUUCCGAAAUCUCUACCCGGAAUCGCCCUUGGUGCAAAUGGAGCCCUUGGGAGACGGCUUGUUUGAGUGCGUCGUCUACAAAGGCUUCCCUCUCGCAGCGGAGCUUUGGCUUGACAAGUCAGCGCCGAACCCAUAUCGUACGGGAGAUCUUUUUCUCCAAGACCCUCCCGGAACUGGAUAUUUCGUGCUUCAGGGCCGGCGUGACGACAUCCUCGUACACAGUAACGGCGAAAAGACACACGCUACGGCGCUCGCCAUGUCUUUGGAGGAAAACAAAACCAGUAUUAUCUCAAAGACGGCAGUGUUUGGUACGGGAAAACCAUGCCCUUCUCUCGUUGUUGAGAUCCGCUGGGACCGUUGGGACAAGGUGCGCGAGACGUCAGAUAUGCAUCUCGACGAAGCCGUGUGGGAAGUGGUACAGGAGUGCAAUGAGAAGGUUGCGGCUUACUCCAGGAUUCCCCGCGAGAUCAUUCUCAUUCUCGGAAGGGACGAGACCCUCCCCGUCACACCCAAAGGAAAUGUGCGACGCAAUAUUGCGUGGGAGUCCUAUGGAGACAGGGUAGAGGACUUGUACAACCGCUUCCUCGGUGACACGUCAACCACCGAUGGUCUUGACAAUGUUAUACCCAGCGAUGCCGAUAUUUCGCCGGCAGAAACCAUUCAACGAGCCGUGGCUGGUGUCCUGGGGCUUUCUCAGGAAGAUAUAGCCGAGGACCAGGAUUGGUACGGGCUCGGGCUGGACUCCCUCCGCGCAGUCGAACUGCGGUCGAAGCUGGUCAAGGUUUACGGGAGCUUUCCUCUGAUGUUCAUCUUCGAAUAUCCAACAGUGAAAGGACUACUCGGGUUUCUCCAGAACUACAAGAGAGAAGGGUCCGGCGGCGAGGCCUCCGUCCAAGAUCAGCACCAUGCGUGGGCCGAGUCGACUAUCCAGCACAUGAACCGCGAAAUUGACCAGUGGGCGACCCUAGCGCCUCAAAGCAUCGGCAACAGCCCAGAUAAUGGAGAGGUCGUGUACUUGACAGGUGCCAGCGGCGCUCUGGGCAAUGCUUUGUUGGAAGUUCUCGUUCAGCUGCCGGCAGUUAAGAAGGUCUACUGCGCCGUACGAGGGGCCGAUUCGCAAGCUCGAGUGAGGGACUCGAUGAAGUCGAGGGGCUACUCGGAGCACAUCUACCAGAGCGAGAAGAUCUUCGCGGUCGACUACGACAUGAAAGACACAAGCCUGGGAUUGGACGGCCAAACUUUUGAGCUGCUGGCCAGCGAAGUAACUCUCGUAAUGCACAACGCCUGGAAACUGGAUUUCAACCAGCCAAUCCAGCAAUUUGAGAAUGACUGCUUAAGAGGCACCAUGAACCUGAUGUCCUUUUGCCUGAGGGGAGCGAAGAAGAAGUUCGUUUUCAUGAGCAGCGUCGCCGCAGCGAUGGGCAACCAGUCUGGCACAAUAGUUCCGGAACUGCCUCUUGGCCCUGAUCCCGCAAACGCACUCUCCACGGGGUAUGCGCAGUCCAAAUUCAUCGUGGAACAAGUCACGCAGCACUAUGCUUCUGUGCUCAAGAUGCCUGUCCAUAUUCUCAGAGUUGGCCAGCUGUGUGGUCAUUCGAGACUGGGGGUAUGGAACCAUACGGAGAUGUGGCCGAUCCUUAUGAUGACCGGGCUGGAUGUGCUCUCAGCAAUGCCAGUGCUGCAGACCAAAGUCGACUGGCUUCCGGUCGACAUUUGUGCAGAGGCUAUUCAGAAGGCGGUGUUCUCCUCUGCCGAUGAGUCUCCGUAUGCUGUGACUAACCUCGUUAACCCGGCCCCCAUUUCCUGGGAUGAGUUGCUCUCUCUGCUGCGUGAGGCCUCGGGGCUCGAAUUUGCACGCGUGGAGAUGAGCGAAUGGGUUUCCCUGCUAGAGACCCAAACAAGUCCCGCCGGCCCGCAGGAUCACAAGACUCCGGCAUUGAAGCUUUUAAGUUUCUUCCAGGAAAUGGCUAAAGGAUCCGGAAACGGUGAGGGCGUGGUGUUCGAGGCGAGCAAAGUAGGCGGUGGACGACGAAUCGACGUUCAUAUGGUGGGAAAAUGGUUGGAGAAAUGGCAACAAGCUGGGCUUCGGGGGUUUUAG
Molecule: messenger RNA, 3285 nt
Organism: Colletotrichum graminicola M1.001
Lineage: Eukaryota; Fungi; Ascomycota; Sordariomycetes; Glomerellales; Glomerellaceae
Product: male sterility protein
Exons: 4
Coding region: 1-3285 (1094 amino acids)
Molecular function (GO): phosphopantetheine binding
Source: RefSeq, a predicted model, not a curated record